Molecule: messenger RNA, 2305 nt
Organism: Xenopus laevis (African clawed frog)
Lineage: Eukaryota; Metazoa; Chordata; Amphibia; Anura; Pipidae
Gene: mepce.L
Product: methylphosphate capping enzyme L homeolog
Exons: 5
Coding region: 459-2177 (572 amino acids)
Biological process (GO): snRNA modification; regulation of gene expression
Molecular function (GO): methyltransferase activity; O-methyltransferase activity; snRNA binding
Source: RefSeq, a predicted model, not a curated record
GAAUACGUGUGGUGUGACGUCACGGUAUCGCGAGAUGAGACUUGUGUGCGACUGGAUUAGUUGUCCGGCAGGAGCGAAGGAGUCGGACGUUGUGGUCGCUGCGGGAGUGUGAGUCGGGGAUACGCGGGUGUGUCUCGUCAGGGAAUUCAGGAGUGUCCCGGGAACGUCAGGCCUAACAACCGGGCGGCACUGCUGCAAAUUCUGAACCGGAAGAGGAGGAGCAAGGGGCGUGUCCUGGCUGCCAGUGAGGGCUCAGUGUGGAGAUGGGGCUCCCAGUGUCACAGCCAGUGAAUCAGGGGGGGAACCCAGACAUUUAAGGGCCACAGAGCAGCCCCCCUUUAUUCUCACAGACACCUCUGAAUCGCUGGCCCCGCUAAGCUGCUGGGAGUUACGCUGCUGGGAGUUGCUGGAGCUACAGGUGGAAUAUUUACCCCCCACGUCCUGUAGGUGAUGCCCACAUGCAGCUUGUGCUAGAGAUGGCGGCCACCACCGAAAAUCUGCAACUGCCAGUGGGAAGUGAGGAGGGGGAGGGGACUACCUUCCUGGCUCCACCCCCUGCCCCUCCUCUCCCGCCCUCUAAAGCAGAAGUCCAGCCCAAAGCUACAACAGAAGUGGAGGAGCAACUCCAGGUCCCUCGGGGGCCACGCAAUGGAUUCCAGGGGAAGAGGAGGAACAGUUUCCAUGUUGGAUUUAAGCAGCCGGUUCCAUUCAAACGGCGUCGGAGGGUGAACUCUGAUUGUGACCCUGUUCUGCCCUCCAACUUCCUCCUCGGGGGCAACAUAUUCGACCCCCUAAACCUUAACAGUCUGCUGGACGAGGAAGUCAACCGCACUCUCAAUGCGGAAACCCCAAAAUCUUCGCCCCUCCCAUCCCGGAAUAGGGACCCGGUGCAGAUUCUCAUUCCUAAAGACAUUACGGAUCCACUUUGCCUCAAUGCUAAUUCCGGGGAGCUCCUUCUCUCACCCCUAAAGAGCGGCAGGAAAAGGCACAGGCACCGGCACCACCCCUCAACUGAUGCACCUUCUAAGGCUCCUGUGGGAGUGGCUGAGGAAGCAGAGCCCGCCCCCGAGGAGCCACAGCCAUAUGAACUGAACACAACGAUUAACUGCCGAGAUGAAGUGGUGACUCUCCCAGUUCUGGAGAAUGAGCCGGUGGCCCCGUCAGUCAGUUCUUCGUCCGUAUCCAACUCCCGGCAUCGGAAAAGGAGGAGGACAACGAGCAAAUCCGAAGGGAAAGCUGGAAGCCCGGAGAGGGGGAAGAGCCUGUCAGCUGAGAGAUCCGCCCCCAGGCCACAUGCUCCUAAAUCUCAAGCAAAGGGUAAAAACCGAUUCCUGCAUGGGAACUAUUGCCGUUACUAUGGUUACCGGAACCCCUGCCAUUUGGAGGACCCUCGCCUCCGUGCACUCAAACCCGAGUGGUUUCUGGGUAAAUCAGUGUUGGACAUUGGCUGCAACGUGGGUCAUGUGACUCUGUAUGUGGCCAAGAACAUGGGGCCCUCGCGUGUAGUUGGACUGGACAUUGAUGGGACGCUGAUAAACGCCGCACGCCAGAACAUUCGCCAUUACCUGUCGGAUGAAAGUAAGAGAGUCGGGGGGUUCCCAGCAGGACUGGUUGCCACUAGGGGGCCCAUUGCCGCUCCCUUACUCCAGCCAAAACAAGGAGACGACGAGGAGGAGGAGAGGAAAGUCUUUCCACACAAUGUGCUGUUUGUGCAGGGUAAUUACGUUCUGGAGAGGGAGGAGCUAGUGGAGGUGCAGCAGUCGGAGUAUGAUGUUAUCCUGUGUCUGAGUGUAACUAAGUGGGUGCAUCUGAAUUCGGGAGACCAAGGACUCAAGCGCAUGUUCCGCAGAAUCUACAGACACCUCCGCCCUGGGGGCACCCUCAUUCUGGAACCCCAACCCUGGGCAUCCUAUGGGAAGAGGAAGAAACUGACUGAGUCCAUAUAUAAGAAUUACAGUAGGAUUUCGUUCAGACCGGAGCAGUUUACAACAUACCUGGUGUCCCCUGAGGUCGGAUUCUCCAGUUAUGAGCUUAUAGCGACCCCCCAGAAUCCUUCUAAAGGGUUCCAGAGAGCUGUUUAUGCUUUUUACAAGAGCGCCCCCUGUGCUGACGCUGAGAAGCCUCCUGCCUCGUGCUCCGGUGCUGCUCCUGCAUGUGGGCGGGGAAAUAUGGAUUAACUGCCCCACACCCACCCACCAGUUUUUUGUUUUAUUUUGCCACAAAUCUUUAUUUUUUAUGGAAAAGCAACGCAUUACGUGUCUGCCUGAUAGCGAGACCCUUUGCAAAUAUAAUCAGAGAUUUUGAA